Messenger RNA from Ictalurus furcatus (blue catfish), 4275 nucleotides. RefSeq names its product NLR family CARD domain-containing protein 3-like. The transcript is spliced from 9 exons. The coding region runs from base 1558 to 4275 and encodes 905 amino acids. The record is from RefSeq and is a predicted model, not a curated record. Gene Ontology annotation, molecular function: protein binding. NCBI's taxonomy places the organism in Eukaryota, Metazoa, Chordata, Actinopteri, Siluriformes, Ictaluridae.
UUUACAUCUAGAAGUGUUAAACAACUUAGAACAUGGCACCUUUUCACAUUUUUGGUGGCAGACCAUCCAAUUUUUAGGUGAGCAAAAGUAUAGGAACAGAGUCUUAAAGUAAAUUAGAAAAACAAUAGAAUUGACCCUGCUGUUCCAAUACUUUCAGAGGGGACUGUAUAUGCACUGAAGUUACACUAGAUGAAGAAUAAUGGUAAAAUAAAAAUAAAGUUUGAAGUGCAAAUAAAAGCUAAAAAUAUACAUAAAUAAAUAAAUAUAUACAUAGCAUAUUUAAAUAUACAAGUUUAUACAUAUAGACUUGAUGUUUAUACUGUAAUAUACUUCAGACACAAGGUUUUAACAGCAUUAAACAACAUGACGUGCUGAUCUAUUUCGUAGAUCAUGAAGUGUAUUAUUAUUAUUAUUAUUAUUAUUAUUAUUAUUAUUAUUAUUAUUUAGAAGAAAACCAACUUAUUUAAACAACAAAGGCUUUAUUUCAUUUUAUGGCUUAGAAGAUGAAUAUUUGACAAUGCCAAUCUGUAUGAAUCCAUCAGACAGAGUUAAACCAAUCGGUGAAAGUUUUCACAUAUCCAGUUUUAUCUGAAAAUAGAGUGUUUACUUUAUUAUAGCAGUGUGUUGAAUGAUAAAGGCCUGUAACACUGAUUUUCUGAUAAGUGGUCGACUCAAGAGCUCAAACAAAAUUUAAUCACGAUGAUCUAUUUGAUCCUUGUAGACCAUCUAAACGGUCAUUUUAUUAAAUAUUAUAUAAUCUUAUUUAUCUAACGGCGGGGAUAGAGAGACAUGGAUGAAGGCAGAGAGACAGGUCUGUGUGUUAUUAUUACACAAUGCCAAGGUAAUAGAGCUGUAAGACAUCAGAUAUCAAAUGUGUGUGUGUGUGUGUAAAUGUUCACAAGUCAGGUUCUAUCUGAAACAAGAGAAUCUGCAUGAACUCAUACUUGAAGACCGUGUAGGUUACUCUUCACCUUCCCAUCUCACCCACUUAUAAAAGGUUUGACAGACAAACACACUGCUGAGGAAAAUUCACUAAUCAACCUGAUCCAGAUGAUGGUGGUGUCAGUCUUCUACGUGUUUAACUUUUUUGAGUUGCACACGUUAUAAAAGAAAUCAUUUUUAAGCAGUUUAAAAAUGUGGACGUGGAGGUCAUGCAGAAUAACACGAGGUAGUGUUUACAUGUCUACAGUAGCCCAUUUACAGCCAAAAGCACCACAAACUAUCUUUAUUCCUGUGCAGAUGUGGACAAUAAAACAUCUGCGACAUCAGGGACAAUAAUAGUCUGAGACGUGAUACACACUUAAACCUGUAGAGCUGCAAUACACACAUUCAGAUUCCAAAAAAAGUAGAGAUCUGUAUUUUCUGACAGGUAGAAACACACACCUGCGUCAUCAACCUGUUCACAGGAAACGCAGCACAGUUUCACUUUCACUACAAACAGCAGUGACUGUAUUCUGUACGACGUGAUCUCGGAUAUCUGCGUGUUUUACUGAUCUUCGGUCUUCACAUUAUUCCGAGUCGCUUCAUGUGUGUGAUUUAAACUCUCCUCGGAAUCGAAUGAUGGAGGGAAAGAGAUCAGACUCACCAGAACCCAGCUGUGUGUCCAUGAAGAGCGACGGGUCAAUGCCUCAACCAGCUAACUUCAGAGACAGAGACAGAUCUUCUGAUCCGAGAAUGAUGGAGGGAAAGAGAUCGGACUCACCAGAACCCAGCUGUGUGUCCAUGAAGAGCGACGGGUCAAUGCCUCAACCAGCUAACUUCAGAGGCAGAGACAGUUCUCCUGAUCCGAGAAUGAUGAAGAGAAAGAGAUCAGACUCACCAGAACCCAGCUGUGUGUCCAUGAAGAGCGACGGGUCAAUGCCUCAACCAGCUAACUUCAGAGACAGAGACAGUUCUCCUGAUCCGAGACCACAACAGAAGAAAUCAAAACUCAGCAGAAAUCACACAGCUCUCGCUAACACACUGCAGAACGAGUCUGUGGCCUCUGUGUAUCAGACAAAACUGAAAUCCAACCUGAGAGAGAAGUUUAAAAGAAUUAAUGAAGGAAUCUCACAGCAUGGAAGUUCAGCACUUCUGAAUGAGAUCUACACAGAUCUCUACAUCACAGAGGGUUGGAGUGGAGACGUCAAUAAUGAACAUGAGGUGAGACAGAUUGAGACAGCAUCCAGGAGACCAGCAACACAGGAGAAACCCAUCAAAUGUAACGAUCUCUUUAAAGACAAGUCCAUCAGAAGUGUGCUGACUGAAGGAGUUUCUGGAAUUGGAAAAACAGUCUUUGUGCAGAAGUUCAUUCUGGACUGGACUGAAGGAAAAGCAAAUCAGGACGUCACCUUCAUGUUUCCACUUCCCUUUAGAGAGCUGAAUCUGAUGAAGCAGGAACAUCUCAGUCUGAUGGAUCUUAUUCAUCUCUUUUUCCCUGAAAUAGGAAAGCUAGAAUUAAUACACUGUGACUCCUACAAAGUGCUGUUGAUCUUUGAUGGUCUGGAUGAGUGUCGACUUCCUCUAAAUUUCCAGAAGAAUGUGAGACUGUGUGAUGUGACAGAGUCAGCCUCAGUGGAUGUGCUGCUGACGAACCUCAUCAAGGGGAAUCUGCUUCCCUCUGCUCUCCUCUGGAUAACCUCUCGACCAGGAGCAGCCAAUCAGAUCCCUCCUGAGUGUGUAGACCAGGUAACAGAGGUACGAGGGUUCAGUGAUCCUCAGAAAGAGGAGUACUUCAGGAAGAGGAUCAGUGAUCAGAGCCUGGCCAAUAAAAUCAUCACACACAUGAAGUCUUCAAGAAGCCUCUACAUCAUGUGCCACAUCCCAGUCUUCUGCUGGAUCUCAGCCACUGUUCUAGAGAGAAUGUUGGGUGAAGCAGAGAGUGGAGAGAUCCCCAAGACUCUGACUCAAAUGUUCACACACUUCAUGAUCUUUCAGAUAAAACACAAGGACCAAAAGUACCAUCAGAAAUGUGACCCUGAUCCUCAGCAGACCAGAGAGAGUAUCCUGGCACUGGGAGAACUGGCUUUCCAACAGCUGGAGAAAGGAAACCUGAUCUUCUAUGAGGAAGACCUGAGAGAGUGUGGCAUUGAUAUCAGAGAAGCUUCAGUGUACUCAGGAAUGUGUACCCAACUCUUCAGAGAGGAGUUUGGACUUCACCUGAAGAAGGUGUUCAGCUUUGUACAUCUGACUGUUCAGGAGUUUCUGGCUGCUUUAUACACAUUUCUCUCCUUCAUCAGCAGAAAUGUAACAGAACAACAAACCACUGAUCUGUCUGAUCUUCUCACCAAGUCAGACAUGUCUGAUCUCCUCAGGAGUGCAGUGGACAAGGCCUUAAAGAGUGAGAAUGGACACCUGGACCUGUUCCUCCGCUUCCUUCUGGGUCUCUCACUGGAGUCCAAUCAGACUCUCUUACGAGGCUUAAUGCCCCAGACAGGAAGCAGCUCUCACAGCAAACAGGAAAUAGUCAAGUACAUCAAGGAGAAGAUCCGGGAGAAUCCAUCUCCAGAGAAAUCCAUCAAUCUGUUCCACUGUCUGAAUGAACUGGAUGAUCAUUCUCUAGUGCAGGAAGUACAAACUUACCUGAAGAAAGGAGGUAACAGUCGUCUCAGGGGAAACAUACUCUCUCCUUCUCAGUGGUCAGCUCUGGUGUUUGUGUUACUGAGCUCAGAUCAGGAGCUGGAUGAGUUUGAUUUGAGGAAAUAUCACCCAUCAGAGGAAUGUCUUCUGAAACUGCUGCCAGUGGUCAAAGCCUCCAGAAGAGCUGAGCUGUGGGGGUGUAAUCUGACAGAGGAAAGCUGUCGAGUUUUGUCCUCAGUUCUCAGCUCAAACUCCUCCAGACUGAGAGAACUGAACCUGAGUCAUAAUCAUAAACUGCAGGAUGCAGGAGUGAAGCUGCUCUCUGCUGGACUGGAGAAUCCACACUGUACACUGGAGAUACUGAGACUGCGGUGGUGUAAUCUGACAGAGGAAAGCUGUAGAGUUCUAUCCUCAGUUCUCAGCUCAAACUCCUCCAGACUGAGAGAACUGGACCUGAGUGGAAAUAACCUGCAGAAUUCAGGAGUGAAGCUGCUCUCUGCUGGACUGGAGAACCCACACUGUACACUGGAGAUACUGAGGUUGUCUUGCUGCGGUAUUACAGAUGAAGGUUGUGUUGCUGUGGCUUCAGCUCUGAGGUCAAACACCUCAUCACACCUGAGAGAACUGUAUCUGUACUACAAUAAUCCAGGAGAAUCAGGAGUGAAGCUGCUCUCUGAUCUACUGAAGGACCCACACUGUAAACUGGAGACACUAUAG